AUGCACGCCUCAUUCCUGCUCGCAGCGCUCCUCCCAACCACUUUCGCCCACUUCAUCCUCAACUAUCCCACCUCCCUAGGCUUCGACGACGACAGACAAAGCAUUGGCCCCUGCGGUGGCUAUGAUAUCGUCUUCGGCGCCAACGACACAAAUGUCACUGUCGAAAGCUUUGCCAUAGCAUCGAGGUCAACCCAUCCACAAGCAAACUGGCUGUUCAGAGCUACUUUGAGCACUGCCGAACCAUUCAACUGGACCAAUCUCCUGCCUGUAGUGCAGCAGAGCGGACUGGGAGACUUUUGCAUACCAUCUUUCAGCGCCCCAUCAAGCUUCGUAGGACAACGAGGUGUUCUACAGAUUGUGCAGUCUGCUGUUGAUGGAAACUUGUAUCAGUGUGCAGCAGUCAACUUCGUCGCGGGCGCUCAAUCCGGUCUUCCAAGCCAAUGCACUAAUGGCAGUAGCGUCACUGCCUCUCUCACAUCUAUGACCAGCUUGAGUGGUACCAGUGACAACUCGACCUCACCCUCGGCCUCGGGCUCCUCCUCAGCCACCAGCGCGGCUCCUUCGGCUACCUCUACACAGAGUUCUGGCGCCACGCAGCUCGUUGGUGGAUUGCUGGCUGUGAUGCCUGCUGCACUGUUGCUUUUGUAG
Messenger RNA from Lithohypha guttulata, 648 nucleotides. RefSeq lists its product as uncharacterized. The record is from RefSeq and is a predicted model, not a curated record. The transcript has 2 exons. The coding region runs from base 1 to 648 and encodes 215 amino acids. NCBI's taxonomy places the organism in Eukaryota, Fungi, Ascomycota, Eurotiomycetes, Chaetothyriales, Trichomeriaceae.